AUGUUUGAAGAAAUCGGUGUUCGAAUUCUGAACAGGAUUGUUGGUGAAUAUGUCGAGGGGGUAGAUAGCUCUCAACUAGAGUUAGCUGUAUGGGAUGGAACUGUGAGUUUGCAAAAUGUCAAAAUUAAAAAAUCGUGUUUACAAAGUCUAGGUUUUUCAUCGGUUGAAGUCUAUGAAGGUAUUAUUGGAGAACUACAGAUCAAACUAUCAUGGUUACAUUUAAGAGACCAGCCAGUUACUAUUACUAUGAAAAAUGUUGCUUUGAGAAGUCGUCCUUGCGAUUUGGAAACCAUGAAUAAAUAUGCUGAUGCAACAAGGCAAUCAGACAAGAUGAAAGAGGUUGCUUCAUGGGAAAAGAAAAAUCCAAAUGGAAAAAUAGUUACCCCCACUAAAGUAUCUCCUUUCAUGAUUUCAUUAGAAACAAAAAUAUUAAAUAAUCUACAAGUUUUUGUUGAUAAUGUUAGUUUGGAAUAUAUGGAUAAAGAAACUAUGUUGGCGAAAGAGCCGAUAUCUGUUGUUGCCUUUUUGAAGAAGAUCAAAAUUCAAUCUACAGACGAAAAUUGGAGGUCUAUCGAAAAAAUUACUUCAAAAAAUAUCUUCAAAGUCGUUAAAGUUUCCUCUCUAUGCAUUUUACAUAAAGAAGAUCUUCAUCGAGAAUCACAUGCCUUUUCUAUAGAUGACCUUUUAACGAUCUCUGAAAAUUACAAAAACUUAAUUAAAUUAGGUUAUCGGUAUGUUCUAAAGCCAAUAUCUCUUACAGGUAAAUGUACACUGUAUCAUUUAAAUUCAAACAAUCAGCAUAGAGUAAAAUUUUCUUUUGGCAUAGAGGAAUUAGAUUUCACGUUGAAUAAUAGGUUUUAUGAUAAUUACUUACAUCAUAAAUAUGCCCUUAAUAGAAAAAAUGAAUUAAUUGAGAUGAGAACUUCACAACCUGAAAAUACUAUUCAUGAGAAUUCAAGGGAGUGGAUUAAAUUUUACGCCACUUGUAUUAAAAGAAAAAUCCAUCUUAGAAAUAAAAAUAGAACCUGGAAACACAUUGAAAAAACUGGGAAAAGAAGACGUGAAUAUAUUAAAUUGUGGCUGAAGAAGCUUGAAAAAAAAGAUAUUGAUUUAGAAUUGGAGGACGAAAAAGAAGAAGAACAGCUGCAAUAUUUGCAUGAGAAAUUGCCAGCUGAGCAAAUUAUUAUUUUUAGAAAAAUAUCAAGAGACAUUUUUAAUCAAUCACAAGAAUCCAAGGUUCAUUUAAUACAUAAACAAGUUCUGUCAACAAAAAAUUGGCUAUGGUCAUGGUGGAAAUCAGAUACUGCAAAUACAAAUAAAAACGACAUUGAUUCCUACCUAAAUGAAGAUUUAACUUUUAAGUUCACCUCUCAAGAGAAAGCAGAAUUAUUAAAAAUCCUUGAAUAUGAUUCUAAUGAUAAUUUUACUGAUAGUGAGAAUGAUCGUCCUAAGGAUUCCAAUCCUUCUUUUAAGUUUGAAAUUUCAAUCAACACUGUAAAUAUAAAGAUGGAAAGAAGUGAUAUUGUAAGACCAAUGACUACAUUAACAUCCGAAAAGCUUCAUAUUAAAUACAUUAUGGAUACUAAUUACUCUGAAUUUCAAUUACUUGCUACUACAUUUGAUAUUGAAAAUGGGUCAAUGAACAAUUCAUAUACUAAACUUCUCUCAGUUGAAAAUAUAAGAGAUCCAGAUUCCAAAUACUCAAGUUUGACACCUAAUGUUGACUUUAGAAUUAAGACAAGGGGAAAGGACGAAAAUAGAAGAACAAAGAUUGAAUGUGAUCUUUUAGGACUCACAAUUAACUAUCACAUGGAUUAUUUUAUUCAAGUUCCAAAGUUCUUUAUGGCGCCUCUUUCCCCCUUUAUAUCAAUGGAUAAAUUAGUUCAAGAGAGGUUCUACAGAUUUUCAGGAUGGACACCUAAGGGUAAGCGUCGUAUUUGGCGCCAGUUUUUGAAGAAACAGCAGACAACUUUCAAAGUUCAAGUUGGUUUUGCAACGUUCGUUUUUCCAAAUCAUCCACAUGAUGAAUAUACCGGUGUUGCGGUAUUGGAUGGGCAUGAUUUAAUUGUAUUUGAUACACCAAUUCCAGAAAGAACAAUUGAAGAAUUGCAAUCAUUUAGCAUUGAAAAAUUUUGUACAGUUGAUAAUAAUAUUCUAAUGAGAUUAAUGCUAGAAAAAUUAAUUCUAUAUAUGACAGAUGCGGAACUUUUGGUCGGGCCAGGUAUUAAAGCAAUUAAGCAUACAAUGGUAACUAGCCAUUUAGCUAAUAAGUAUGCAGUUGUUCCAAAAAGAUUCCUUAAAAUGGUCUUAGAUAUUACACGCUCUGUCCGUUCAUUACAUGUACCAUUCUGUAUUCUUCACUCUGACUUCGAUGACGCAUAUUUAGCAUUCUCUGAUAUUCAAUUCCAGAUUGUUGCUUUUAUUUUUACUCGUUGUUUUCCUGUAUCUUUUGAUUAUCACACGGGGGAUGAAUUUAAUGAAUUUAUUGACCCUACAUAUGAUCCCCAAACUAGAAUUGAUGCCAAAAUUGAAUGGGUUUAUUUUGCCCAUCAAGAUUCUACUCCAGAAAAAUUAUCAAGAAAAUUUUUGGAGUUAGAUUUCAACUUUAAAAAUUUUAAUCUUCCUCUUCAUAAAGUAACAAAUCCAGAGCUAUGGAAAUUGCAGAAAUUGUUUGAUAUCAAAGGUGGCUAUUUUAAUCUCAAAGUUAAUACAGGUCCAACUCAUAUCAGCGUACAUGUCAGUAUUCCAGAAGUAGCAAUUCAUGAAUUUACUGCAUUGGAUGAUAUUUCUCAAAACUUGAUUACUACUAAACUGGAUUCACAAUCAGAUUUGUGCUUUAAUUUAAGAUAUGAGCGUUGCCAACGUAUUGCAUUUUUUCAAGAUAAUUAUCUUGAAAUUUUUGAUCAUGAAAUUUAUUUAGAUUUGAAUGGUUUAGAAAUUACUUUAUCGCCAAUGUCUAUAUGCUGUUUGUCGAGUUAUGCUAUUGUAUCCUUCACCAAGCCAUACCAGCAAUGGGCGCCUAAUGACAUUUUGGUCCAUAAUGAUGAAUCAUCCGAAGCAUCACCUUCAAAAACACGUCUACUUUACAGAUCUUUAAAUACAUCUAUAUUAUUGAAAGAUAUGGAUUCAAAUAUUAUUGUUUCUUUGGAAGCUCCAUUAUUUCAAUAUGAACUAUUGGCAUGGCCAGAACACAAGAAAAAUAUCAUAACAUUCCCUGAACUCCGUUUAGUGGAGAAUAAAUAUGCACCAAUAGAUUUACCUUCUAAAUUUCCAUAUAUCAUGGAAAUUAAAAGUAUUGCACCAUAUAAAAUGAUUAAUGAAUCUUUUGAUAUGGAAAGACCUGAAACAAAAUUUGGUUCAUUUUUAUUUUUAAGGUUUCUUUCUGUUUCUGUUGUAUACAAACCAUUAGUAUUUUACAAGUUGUUCAACUUCCUUCAAACCUUCAAGAUGUUAAACCAGAAUUUUUCCUAUGCUGCAAAUAAAACGUUCAAGAAGCAUCCUGUUACUGUUAUUAGAAAUGGUAAAUAUGACAUUUGGGUUGACAGCAUAGAUGUUCAUAUUCCGAAAGCAGUGGAUAUUCAAAAUGGGAUUUGCGAUUACACUACAUUAAGUUGUAAGAAUAUAUUUACAACCAUGAAUUGGGAUAAAAAAUCUGAAUUAUACAGUAGAUAUUGGGGAAUUAUCUCGAUUCAAGCUUAUUCUGAGGUUUACUUGAGAAAUGAAAAUCACGAGCCUAUUAGUAUACUAGAUCCUUUUUCUCUAUUUUCAAAGAAACAAUUUAAAUUUUCAAAGGAAGGAAAUAAUUCAACUGAAUCAUUUUACUCAAUCAGUCCAGUUAAUGUUCAUAUUUCAGAAUUUCAAAUUUCCACACUAACUGGUAUUCUUAAUAGCGUGAAAUCGAUUACUGGUUCAUCAACUCCAUUUACCAUUUUAUCAAAUAGCCUGCUUGAUGUCUUCGGCUAUGAACAUUAUACCUUAUAUGAAAUUCAAAAUUAUUUAUCCACUGCAAAAAUAAAUGAGGUUAGAUCAACUUUUCUUGAAAAUAUUAACAUUCCAGUUAUAAAAAUAUUUGUUUAUCAUGGUGAUCUUUCUGGUACUAAAAUAAGACGUAAUUUGCUGCUUUCUACUGUACUUUCAGCCAUAUCUGUGGAAAAUUUAAGAGAUGCAAAUGGUAAGGAUGCUCUUAAUGUAAUAUGCCAGAGGAUUAGUGUUAAGAAUCACAAAGAUAAUUCAAUAAAACACAUAAAGGUUCUAAAAUGUAGACAAAGUAAACACCCUCAUAUAAACAUUUCUAUUUUGAAAAAUGAAAAUAAGACAGAUACCCUAUCAUAUUCUAUUUCUUUAAGAAAUAUGGAAUUAUCAUUAGAUCUAGCCCUUAUUAAAAUGGUUAUAUCAUUUUUUAAACAAUGCUCUCGUAAACAUAGCUCUAGUGUACUAGAUGGGAAGGAUUCUAUCCUUCCACUGGCUAAUUCUACAAGUGACUCAGAAAAAAAGAAUGAGGUUACAUACAAGUUCAAGUUAAUUAGAUCGCAAAUAUCAUUUUUAUUUGGAAAACAAUCCAAUCCUUAUGGUGUAUUGUACUUCAAAUUGACCAAUUUAGAACUUCUGUUUGGUACCACAUUUGAUAUGCUAUUAAAGAAUUUUUCAAGUUACUUUAUUGAAAAUAACAAGAAAGAAGAAAAAAUGUACAUUAUAAAGACAUUUUCAGGGUAUUGUAAAGACUAUGGUAGUGAUUCUGGCGUUCUUAAACACAAGUUUAAUAUUAAUUUUGAGAAACUAACGAUGAAAAUAUCACUCAAUCAGAUAAGAAUGAUGAGAGAAUUUAAUAAAAAUAUACACCAAAUGAUUAAUGAAAUAAAACUCUUUGGUUCAAAGGUAACAAAUAAGAAGCGUGGCACAAUUUUUAGUUUAAUGUCCAAAUCAAUUAAAGAUUCUUUCUCUCAUUCCGAUUUUAGCUCGAGCUCUUCCAGUACUGUGUCCGAGAAUGAGACUGAGCAACUGACUAGUAUCACACGGAACGAAUAUCUUAUCGCCUGGCAAGGUAUCAACAUUACCUUACUAGGUGAUAUUGAUAUGCUACCAAUAAUGUCUAUUGGAGUUAAUCCUUUUAACCUAACGUAUAAGCAAUUAAACUUAGGUUUCGAGAUUCAAACUAGCUGGGAGAUAUUUUCAAAAGUGUUCAACUACUCUCAGUCCUGUUGGGAACCUAUUCUAGAUGAAUUCCCUCUAACUCUUCAUUUAAGGAAAUUAGAAAAUACCCAUCCAGCACUAUUAUUUGAAGUGUUAUCCGGAAAAAUCACAGAAUUUACGAUGAGUGCUAAAACUCUCUCAAUCUUAUCUAACAUACCUCGUUUAUUACAAGAGCCACCAAUCAAAGAUAUAGAAGAGCCUAUACUACCUUACAGUAUCGUUAAUGAUACAGAAUUUGACCUCACAAUUUGGGAAUUCCAUCCAGAAAUAAAGAAAAAAAUAAAUUUCAAAAAACUACAGCCAGGCAGCGAGAUUAGCUGGGGAUUUGAAGGAUGUGGAAAUCACAAAACUGCAGUCGAAUCUGAUAAUAUAAUAUGUGUGUCAAUUUCUGCCCUUGGAAAAGAAUGUAUCUAUAAUGUGGUAACAAACACUGAAGGUGAAAGGUUAUUCGUUUUAGAUGAUGAUAAUACUAAAGAAAAAAAUAGGGUUGUUUGUGAGUUGAAAGAAUUGAAAGAAAAUAUUAAGCAAAUUACAUUUAGAUCUACAAUAGAAAUCAAAAAUUUAACUAACGUUGAUUUAGAAUUUGAAAUAUCUGAUCCUUCUGGUGGAAGUCUGAAGUCAGCUUGUAUUGAACCAAAUGCCGUUUUAAAUGUACCUAUUACUAAGAUAAGCGAAUCGAGGAUUAGAAUGAGGCCAAAAACAGAUAUACCAUAUAGUUGGUGUAAAGAAGAUAUUCAUUGGAAAGAUCUAUUGAAGGGUGCACUUUCUCUAAGCUCUUUAGCUAGUGACGGAGUUACAUAUCAAAAUUUUGAAGUGACAGAUAUAUGUAAUUCUGAAGAAUCAUUCGCAAAAUCGUAUCCUCAUAUGAAGAUUAUUGUGACAGUUCCAAUCAUUUUACAAAAUCUAUUGCCUUUAGACAUGUCAUUUACAAUAACUCAAGGAAAAGAAGUAAUUAAACCGUUAACAGUUCUAAAGGAACACGAAAAGAUGGUAAUUUCUGAAGCAAACUUGUAUAAAGACUCACACAUCCAUAUUAAGCAUCUAGGAAAAUCAGAAAUAAGUUAUACUAGUGCAUGUGUUAUUAAUUCUAAAUCUGUAACUUCAGAGGAAGAAGAUCACGUAAUACCAUUAGCUAGCAAGGAAAAAAAUGAGAUUUUCCUAGGACUACAUAGUGAACGACUAUUUAAGACAAGAAGUAAAUUGAUCAGAAUAUAUUCACCUUAUUUAAUUGUUAAUGAAACUGGUCAAGAAUUGUUUCUGAAAAAUAUAGUUGGUGAUAUGAAAGAAUCAGACUGUGAAAUGAAUUUAAUAAAGGGAAAUAGCAGGUCACAACUUUUUUCACUUCUUGAAGCAGGAAAUGACAAGAAUGGAAAACAAAUAACAAAGCUUCAUAAGACGAAAUGGAGUGAAGAUCUAUGUUUUAAUAUGUUGGAUCAAUCUUUCGAAGUUGUAUUGUGGGAUAAAAAUAAGGAUACGUGUUCUAAAUUGGGGUUGACUGUUACUCAAGGUUUUGGGUAUGAUAUUUUAAGUAAAAUAAUAAAAGUUAAACCAAGGUUUACAAUAAUUAAUAAUCUAGAUUCAAAUCUAGAAAUUGGUGAUAUAAAAUGUAAUUCUUUAAUGAAUAUUCCUAAAGGAAAAUCAGUUCCUCUAUUAAGAGUUCCAGAACAUAUCGAGGAUUUCUUAAGAAUCAGAGCUUUUGCUGAGACAAGCAUUUGGUCCGACCCAAUUUCCAUUGCUGGUAUAGGCGAAACCUUUUUAAAAAUCUCUAAAAAUGAACGUGAUUCUGUAUUGUUAAAAAUUGUAGUUGUUUCCGAGCAAGCAAGCUUAAUAAUUCGUAUUUCUAACUCUAAUAAUUAUUGGCCAUUUGCCAUAAGAAAUUAUACUAAACAUGAAUUUACUGUUUACCAGAAGAAACCUGAGCAUUAUUGUGGCAAAUAUUCAAAUUUAACUAAUCGAUUCCCAGAAAUUCAAAAAUAUGUUGUUCCAGGUCAUAGCGUAAUACCUUUUGCUUGGGAUAUUCCUUCUGUUGAACAUAAAAGAUUGGUUGUUAAUUGUGAAGGUCAUGAGAAAGAGGUUCACCUAUUAGAAUUAGGAUCUUCUAAUUCGAUGAAAGUGCCUGGCAAAUUUUUAACUGAAACUUCGGAAGCAGUUUCAAUGACUGUUUCACGUGAAGGAGCUAUAACUGUUUUAGAUAUAAAGGAUGCAGCAAGUAAAAAACUUCGAAGACUAAAAACGGGUGCUUCUUCAAUGUUUAAUAAUAAGAAGAAAGAGUUAAAAUCUGACAAUAACUUGGAGGAGUUACCAUUACUUCGUAGAAUCUCUAUCAAGAUAGAUGGUCUUGGUAUCUCCUUAAUUAAUAUCAGCUUACAAGAAUUUUGUUAUAUUCAAGCAAAGGGAAUUGAGUUACUUUAUGAUAGCACUGAUAUGUACAAUACUUUUACAUGGAAACUUCGUGCUAUACAAAUCGAUAACCAAAUGUUUAAUGCUAAAUAUGAAAAUAUUUUAUAUCCUGUAAUAACACGGAAGCAUUAUCAAAAUAACCCUUAUGUUUUUUCAGGAUCGAUUCGAAAGAUGAAACUUAAAGAUGAAAGAAGUAUAGAAUGUUACAAAUUUGUCAUGAUGACUAUAAACGAAUUUGCAUUGAAAGUGGACGAAGGGUUUUUAGUUGAGAUCUUAAAUUUUAGUAAAGCAUUUGACAAUAUUAUUGAUGAUGAAGAAGAGACGACGGAACUUCUUGAAGACAAUUCACAAAUUAUUGAAGCUGAAAAUAUUAAAGAAAUAAGAGACUCAAUAUUUAAAAACGUUAAAAUUUUUGAACUUAUAAUAAUUAAUGCAGUUAAGUUUCACUUUUCAUUCACUGGAUAUGAUAAAAUGUAUUCUACUAGGGAACAAAGAAAAUUAAGAACGUAUAAACAGAACCGAGCUUUGAUGUUAAUUAAUUUCUAUACCGUGGCUCUUGGUGAUAUCAAUGAAGCAAAGAUUAAAAUGAAACGGUUAAAAUUAAAAAACUUACAAGUUCCAUACAGUGCACUAGUUAGAUCUAUUGAAAUGCACUACAGACAACAGUUUUUCUAUCAAUUUCAUAAAAUUUUAGGUUCCUCUAGUUACAUUGGGAAUCCAGUUGGUCUAUUUAAUAGUUUCAAUACAGAAUUUCGUGAUUGGGUUGAUGGAUCUUCUCAGAGAAGCAGUACUCCAGAUUUAGGAGAUCACUCUAAACAUGGCUCUGGUGUUGUUGGUAAGGGUAUUAAUGGUGUCCGUCAUGUUGGAAAAAGCAUAUCCGGUUUCAAAAAUGGUUCUAUUAGAUUGGCAUUACCAAAAAGUUUCCAUCAUCACCAUAACAAAUCUGCUGCUCGUAAAUCUUCUUCUCUUGGAGUAUCACCAUCUAAUAAUUCGACUUCAUCCCUUGAAGCACCAUUAUCUGAUGUUUCAAGUGUUGUUUCGGAGCUUGUUCCACCAAGCCAUGAUGUAAGCAGUUUUGUUGAAAGACGUGAAAAAAGUCUUAUUGAUAUAACACACUCGGUUAGUCAUGAGCUACAUCACAUUGGUUCCGAUUUUAAAAAUUCAAGUUUUGGAUCUUCAUCUGUGUUUGAUGAUUCUGGUGUUCAUAGAGUAAGACUACCUAGAUUAAUCGGGCCAGAUGGUGUGAUUAAAGAUUAUGAUCCAACUGAUGCACAGGGGCAAAGUUGGUUAAAGACAGUAGGACAUGGGAAAUUUAUUAAGGAUACAUAUUUAGGCCAUGUUCAGACUGGUGGAGAUCAAGUUGUGCUGGUAUCUGAUAUACAUAUCUUAGGAAUUCAGCUCCCAAAGGAAACCAUUCUAUGGAAAGUCUCAUAUAAAAAUGUAACAAAAAUAGCUCCUUCCAAAGAAUUUUUAACAAUUAAUCUAAAACAAGACGACCCCAUGAAAUUACAGUUUGACGAUGUUAAUAAAUGCAAAAUCGUCUAUAAGAAGGCCCAAAAUGCCUUAACAAAUUUUAAUCUCCAUCAAAAUGGUGAAGUUUAA
Henningerozyma blattae CBS 6284 is the source of this 9192-nucleotide messenger RNA. RefSeq lists its product as uncharacterized. The transcript has a single exon. Gene Ontology annotation, biological process: protein retention in Golgi apparatus; protein targeting to vacuole. NCBI's taxonomy places the organism in Eukaryota, Fungi, Ascomycota, Saccharomycetes, Saccharomycetales, Saccharomycetaceae. Gene Ontology annotation, cellular component: extrinsic component of membrane. The coding region runs from base 1 to 9192 and encodes 3063 amino acids. The record is from RefSeq and is a predicted model, not a curated record.